UCAUGUGCUUCUGAGUCUUUUGUUUGUUUUAUAUCUGUAGCCGAUGUUGAGUAUAGUGACGUACGGUUUGAUAUUGGAAGUGUUUGUGUAACCAUAUCUGACUCAAAAACAAAUUUCUGUGUACUUUCUCGUCAACUUUUAGUGGGAUUAUUUUACCUUUGGAAUUUUCCUCUUGUCCUAGUGCUUGUCAAUAAUUGACCAUGCGUAUCCUCUACAGUGUUAUUACGAGAGGCACGGUAGUCCUCACAAAACAUGCAUCGUGUGCCGGGAACUUCACAGAAGUCACACAACAAAUCAUAGCUAAAAUCCCUUCUGAAAAUGCCAAGCUGACAUAUUCCCAUGGCAGCUAUCUUUUCCAUUAUAUAUGUGAGAACAGAAUAAUAUACAUGUGUAUUACAGAUGAUGAAUUUGAGCGUUCAAGGGCUUUUCUGUUUCUGAAUGAAAUCAAGCAGAGGUUCCAAACAGCUUAUGGGUCCAGAGCAGAUACAGCUUUAGCAUAUGCAAUGCACACAGAAUUCUCUCAAGUUUUAGCCAAUGAAAUGAAACAUUAUUCAGAGUCACAAGAGAUUGACACCAUCUCCCGAGUUCAUGGGGAAUUGGAUGAGCUGAAGAACAUCAUGGUUAAAAACAUAGAUAAUGUGGCUAUGCGAGGAGAGAGGCUGGAGCUGUUGGUGAACAAAACAGAGAAUCUUAGUGCCAGCUCUGUAACUUUCCGUAAGACAAGCCGCAAUCUGGCACGCUCCAUGUUCUGGAAGAACGUGAAGUUGUACGUCAUUAUUGGAGUAGUAAUCGCAUUGAUUAUCUACUUCAUUGUUUCCAUGACAUGUGGAGGCCUUGCUUGGCAGAGCUGUAUUGGGAACUAAACAAGAUAUUUUACCAAGUGGCAUGAAGAUGGGUUCCUGAGUUUCUGUGAAGUCUCAGUUCUCAUUUGUCAUCACCAUGUUACAGUCAGGCAUUGAAGUAUCGGUUGCUGUAGUCUUCUGUUCUGUUGUUUUGCACUGAUCACUGAGUGGCAACUUAACUGGAUUUUUACAAACUGGUUGCUUCUUGCUUUGCAUCUUUACAUUACCCUGCCCCUUUACUUAUCAUACAACUCUUUAAGUAAUAUGACCAAUAUCAUUGGAUUGUAUCAGAGUUGUAGUUUGUGUGGCAAAAAAUGUGCCUGCUUUGAAGUUUUGUAUUUUCAUCUUUCAGAAUCACCAUCAGAAGUAAAAUUGUUAGAGGCAGUGUAAGUGAGAGAAUGCAAUGACAUAUCACUACAUAACUCAGAUUAUAUGUGUUCUGUGUUUAAAUUGAAAUGGUGCAAAUAAAGCGUGAUUAUUUGGCCUUUGAGAUACAAUUUCAAAGUUCAUAUGUUACUUACUGUAUAUUUCAUUCCAAAUAAUUAUUGGCAACUGUGCAGUCAGGAAAAUACUGACAGCAAGAGAGUGACAGUUAUGAUACACAAGACUGUUGGUACUAAUGCAAGUAAUAAUUUUCUUCACUGGCAGUUCUGCAGUAUUUCCUUGCAGCAUACUUGAGAACCGACUUGAUUUGGUUUGAGGGGGAGAUCUCUCUUAAGAAAGCUAGCAAAUGUUUUAUACCAUUCAGAUUCUGUUGAAUGUUUUGAUAAAGAAUAUGUGAGUGCCAGUGAAUGUAGUUUUGAAAUAAAUAAUGAGUUUUUACAUGUUUUCCCUUGUGCAGCAAAUGCUUCCUUUCCUGGGUAGUAGUCAGACUGUUGGUAGGUGGUCUACAUUUCUGUACAGGAAAUGCUAAUCUCACCCUUAAGUGGAAUAUUUAUGGUAAAAACGAAUAUGAGCUUCAAGUUUUCUGUGUAGGAACAACAUAAACAAUCAAGAAUUGUAAAAGCAGAAAUUAUGUAAUGCAAUGUAAUCUUCUGGGUAAAAUGUAUUGUUUUAGGUUCUGUGUAAAAAUACAGUAAGAAAGACAACAUGGAAUAGAGACCUAGAGGGGGAGACAGAGAAGCCUGGAAAGAGGAUAUUUAGAACACAGUGAGAGAGAAAAAAGAGAAUAGAAAAUGAAUUAUUCAUACAAAGACAUAAGUAUGGCAUUCAAGACAAGAAGACAGGGUGACACCCAGACAAAGCUGAGAAGCUGAUGAUGUCACUCAUCUAGUCAAGAAUUUUCCCACAUUUUCCGAACCCAAAGGUUAAUUUCCAUGUGCACAAAAACCUGUCACUAGUGUCUGUCCUGAGCUAAAUGAAUCAAGUCCACACCCACUUAUUUCCUUUUCAUCCAUUUUUAUCUUAACACCUGCUCUGCUUAGGUAUUCUGAGUGUGUUCUUUGCUUCAGGAUGUUCCAGCCAAUAUUUUGUAUACAUUUCUCAACAGAGGAAGUGGUAUAAGACAUAAAAUAAAUGAUGCCUUAAAAGAAUACAUAGGAAGAAACUAGAGCAAAACCACACAAACCUUGGCAGCAUUUAUUAAGAACAUACUGAGUGAAAGCAAGAAAGAAAGAAAAAGGAUCUAAAGAUACAACCAAACGAACCUUGGUGAAGAAUAUUAAAAAUGUACUGACAGGAAAAGGCAGAAUGUGUAAAUAACCUUCAGAAAGUAUAAUCAGCAAGACAACAAGAAAGAAGACAAGUGGGAAUGGUAUAAAAUGGAAAAUAAUAGAUACUCUACAAAUGUGAUAAAAAGAAAACCUACAGGUAACCAACACCAAACUGGGAAAAGAGUACUUUGAACAUACUAAGAAGAAAGUAAUGAAAGUUGAAAUGUUCCCUGGAGAUGCAAACAAUUUGAAACAAAUUAUGCUUCUUCCAGUACUGCUUUGUUAGAACCCAGAAGGCUACUCUGUAUGUAGACUGCAGUGGAAACCUCACAUCUUACACAAAGUCUAAAGCGUGAUGUGUAUAGUAGUAGUAGUAGUAGCAGCAGCAGCAGCUCAGAAAUUUGUUUUAAUCAACAAAACACUGAAAUAAUGCUGGAGUGACUAAUGUCUUGUGUGACUGGGCUGUUUUCUGAUGGCUUCAUUCAGCAGGUCGAUGAAAACAAGGGCAAACUACACAUUUGUACUUAGUUUCAAAUAGGAACCACCCAAUAAAGGGUCCACAUAACAAAGAAUCUUGGGAUUUCCACUGCAUUAUUAGCAUGCCAAGGAUUCAGCAGCUUUAUGACAGUCAACAAUAUGCCCCUAAUCUCCACAUAUAAAUACCAUUGCAUUGUAUAGCCCAUUUCUUCCACUCAGUAAAUGGGAUAUUAGAAAUGCUUGUUAUAUUAAUGAAUUAUGUUAUGAACAGCAAUUAUAAUAUGGCAUAAUAGAUUAAAAAUGUUAUUUUAUGCACUGUAAUAUUAUAUAUGUAAUGCAGAGUAAAACUGUUACGAGAUGGGUUUUGAAUUUGUCUUAGAAAUAUUUUAAGUGAUUUAAAAAAGCAAAUAAAUGAAUAAUAUGUUUUG
Zootermopsis nevadensis is the source of this 3399-nucleotide messenger RNA. RefSeq names its product Vesicle-associated membrane protein 7 (gene Vamp7). Lineage: Eukaryota; Metazoa; Arthropoda; Insecta; Blattodea; Termopsidae. The record is from RefSeq and is a predicted model, not a curated record. Gene Ontology annotation, cellular component: SNARE complex; membrane. Gene Ontology annotation, biological process: exocytosis; vesicle fusion. Gene Ontology annotation, molecular function: SNAP receptor activity; SNARE binding.